Molecule: messenger RNA, 909 nt
Organism: Mandrillus leucophaeus (drill)
Lineage: Eukaryota; Metazoa; Chordata; Mammalia; Primates; Cercopithecidae
Product: glycine N-acyltransferase-like protein 1
Exons: 5
Coding region: 1-909 (302 amino acids)
Biological process (GO): L-glutamine metabolic process
Cellular component (GO): mitochondrion
Molecular function (GO): glycine N-acyltransferase activity; L-glutamine N-acyltransferase activity
Source: RefSeq, a predicted model, not a curated record
AUGAUCCUACUGGAUAACUCCCAGAAGCUGCUGACCCUAUACAAAUCCUUGGCCAGUAGCAUCCCCGAAUCCCUGAAGGUGUACGGCUCUGUGUAUCACAUCAAUCACGGGAACCCCUUCAACAUGGAGGUGUUGGUGGACUCCUGGCCCGACUAUCAGAUGGUUAUUAUCCGGCCUCAAAAACAGGAGAUGACUGAUGACAUGGAUUCAUACACAAAUGUAUAUCGUAUAUUCUCCAAAGACCCUCAAAAAUCACAAGAAGUUUUGAAAAAUUGUGAGAUCAUAAACUGGAAACAGAGACUCCGAAUCCAAGGUCUUCAAGAAAGUUUAGGUGAGGGGAUAAGAGCGGCUGCAUUUUCAAAUUCAGUGAAGGUAGAGUAUUCGAGAGCAGGCCUCUUCAUUACGGAAGAUAUCCUGAAGCUCAAUGCCUCCAAUAAAAGCAAGCUUGAAAGCUGGGUUGAGACAGGCCACCCAGAUGAUGAAUUUGAGAGCGAAACUCUCCAUUUGAAGUAUGCCCAGCUGGAUGUCUCUCAUUCUGGGCUGGUAAAUGACAACUGGAAUCUAGGAAAGAAUGAGAGGAGCCUGCGUUACAUCAACCGCUGCAUAGGAGCCCUGCCAGCAGCCUGUAUGCUGGGCCCAGAGGGGGCCCCAAUCUCAUGGUUAACCAUGGACCCUUCUUGUGAAGCAGGAAUGGCCUACAGCAUGGAAAAAUACCGAAGAAGAGGCAUCAUGGUGCAGCUGAUGUUGAGAUUCAGGAAAUAUCUGCGUCGGAAUAAUAUUCCAUAUUACUUCUCUAAACUGGACGUCAAUGAAAAGUACCGCAGGUUUAUGGGGCAGUACGGUGGCUUUGAGGUUUCCUGUGGGUGGCACCAAUGGACCUGCUAUCCACAGAAUCUAGUUCCAUUUUAG